Messenger RNA from Rubroshorea leprosula, 1327 nucleotides. The record is from the annotation of a GenBank genome assembly. NCBI's taxonomy places the organism in Eukaryota, Viridiplantae, Streptophyta, Magnoliopsida, Malvales, Dipterocarpaceae.
AAUCUGUCCAACAACCAUCUAACAGGUACAUUGCCUUCUUCACUUAGAAAUCUCACUCAAUUACGGAUGCUUGACGUAUCUUUCAAUUAUAUAAACUCCAUCUCCCCAAAAUUUAGGGAUUGGAAGAAUCUUGUUUCUUUGAACUUGACUUGGAACAACCUCAAUGCAUCCAUUGCUCCAAUUAUAGGCCUUGCCACCAAUCUUUCCCACUUGGAGUUGGCCUCAAAUACUUUUAAUCGUAGUAUCCCUCCAGAAAUAUGGAACUUGAAGAGUCUUGUAGCCUUAGACAUGAGUGAUUGCUCCCUCAAUGGUCCAAUCUCUUCCAACAUCAGUCAUUUAACCAAUCUGGUUUCUUUGUCUCUUGCAAACAAUCAAAUCAAUGGAUCCAUACCUUCAGAAAUAUGGAACUUGAAGAGUCUUGUAGCCUUAGACAUGAGUUAUUGCUCCCUCAAUGGUCCAAUCUCUUCCAACAUCAGUCAUUUAACCAAUCUGGUUUCUUUGUCUCUUGCAUACACUCAAAUCAAUGGAUCCAUACCUUCAGAAAUAUGGAACUUGAAGAGUCUUGUAGCCUUAGACAUGAGCGAUUGCUCCCUCAAUGGUCCAAUCUCUUCCAAGAUCAGUCAUUUAACCAAUCUGGUUUCUUUGUCUCUUGCAUACAAUCAAAUCAAUGGAUCCAUACCUUCAGAAAUGGGAAAUUUAAAGAAUUUGGUUUCUUUGGAUCUAUCUGAAAACUUGUUUGUGGGUCUAAUACCAUCCCGUCUUGGACAAUUAACCAGUUUGACAUUUCUAGAUCUCAGUUUCAAUUCGUUUAGUGGCUCCAUCCCCCCAGAAUUUGGGAAAUUGACGAAUCUCACUGAUCUCCACAUGAGUCACUGCGGGCUUGUUGGUCCGCUACCUCCAACUUUGGGUCACUUGACAAAUUUGAAAUACUUGUUUCUUUCUGGGAAUCAAAUCAAUGGCUCCAUCACUUCGGAACUGACAAACCUUAAGAACUUGAUUGGUUUGCAUCUUGUGCAAAACAGUUUAGGGGGCACAAUCCCAUCAUCUUUGAUUCUCUUGUCUAAUUUGAGGACCCUGGACCUAGGAACAAAUUCUUUUGAGGGCUCCAUCCCACCAAACAUAGGAGAUCUAAGUAAUUUGGAAAUUCUGAAUCUUGGUGCAAUAACAAAAUAACUGGUCAUAUCCCUUCAUCUCUGUCUCAUUUGUCCAAUUUGCUGAGUUUGUAUCUUUAUGAAAACAAUUUAACAGGUCAAAUCCCUCCAUCUUUGGGUCUCUUGUCCAAUUUGUCAGUUUUGUAUCUUGAUUCAAAUAACUUGGAUGGUUCUAU